Molecule: messenger RNA, 1395 nt
Organism: Penicillium cinerascens
Lineage: Eukaryota; Fungi; Ascomycota; Eurotiomycetes; Eurotiales; Aspergillaceae
Exons: 2
Coding region: 1-1395 (464 amino acids)
Biological process (GO): transmembrane transport
Cellular component (GO): fungal-type vacuole membrane
Molecular function (GO): transmembrane transporter activity
Source: RefSeq, a predicted model, not a curated record
AUGGGAGAGGAAGAAAAGUAUCCAGAAAGCAGCCAACCCGGCGAACGCGAGGUCGCCCAGGCACCGCCAUCAGAAGAUGAGCUCCCAAAACCAACCAAACUCCGCCAGGUGAUGAUCGUCGCCGCAGGCUUCAUAACCAUGUUCAUGACAUGCGCCAUCAUCUUCGCCUACGGGGUGUACCAAGCCAUCUACGAACAAAUGGCCAAAGAACCCAACACCCCAUUCACAGGGACCUCAACUUCAGUAAUCAGUCUCAUCGGCACAUUAUCCAUCGCAAUCAUGUCCAUGGGCGGUCCCUUCGUGAUGACCUGGGCAAAGCUAUACAGCCCCCAGCCCGUAAUCAUGGCCGGCGGCGUCGUCUUCGGACUCGGCUGUAUCCUCGCCAGUCUAAGCGAGCACGUAUGGGAAUUCGCACUCACGCAGGGCGUCCUCGUCGGCAUGGGGACAUGCAUGGCCUAUGUACCGACGAUGUCCGUCGCGCCGACGUGGUUCGACAAGCGACGCGGACUGGCGAUGGGGAUUGUGAUUUCGGGGUCUGCGUGCGGAAGUAUGAUCUGGCCACCUGUGUUACGGGCGAUUACCUCGCACCUCGGGUUCCGCAAUGCUUUGCGGAUCUCGGGCUGCUUGGUGAUUUUGUUUGUGCCGCUGGCGGGCUUCACGUUGCGCUGGGAGCCGAAUUUCAAGGCAAAGGUGCGCGGCCAGAUGGCGGGAUUGUCGAGGUCCACGGGGUGGCUUAAGGUUCCGCUUGUGAAUUGGCAAGUUGCUAAGUCGAGGAAGUUUGUUGCGCAGGCGUUGGGCUGUUUCCUGCAAUCUGCGGGAUAUUCGACGCCGUUGUUCUUCUAUGCGGCGUUUGCGAGGUCGCUUGGGUAUAGUGAUAGUAUGGGCGAUAACUUUAUUACUAUUAGCAAUGCGUCGAACUUUGUUUCGCGUAUUGUGAUUGGGUAUACAGCGGAUAAGUUUGGUCGGUUGAACGUGUUGUUACUGACGACUAUCAUGAGUUCUGUUGCCGUCUUUGCAUUCUGGUUGCCGGCGACCUUUGCGGGAGGCAGUGUCUCGCAGACCUCUGCCGAUGCAUUGUUUAUUAUGUUUACGAUCUUGUACGGGUGCUUUGGCAGCGCUUAUAUUUCAUUAUUCCCUGCGAGUCUGAUCGAGUUGUUUGGGGUCCAGCAUUUCACUUCGGUGAACGGGGCUCUUUAUCUCAUUCGAGGCAUGGGGGCUUUCUUGGGAACCCCAUUGACCGGGUUGCUGCUGCCAGGACAGUCAGCGCUGUCCGCUCCAUUCAACUACGAGAGAGUCACAAUCACUGUGGGAGUGCUGCUUUUCGCAGCUAGCAUGGCAACGCUCUGGGUGAGAAUUACCGGUGCGACAGGACAGACAUUGACAUGGAAGCUUUGA